CAUUACGUGACUUCCGGCGGACGUAACCGGUCAGCUGCAUUUUAUUAUGAAAGCACUUCUGGUUAUCACAUGAAGCCGAAGUCUUUUUUUCUAACAAAUGGUAAAUAUCACAGGGCCUUCUUCCGCUUUUUUAGCCGUAGAAUUCAAGAGUCGCGCUCCAUUUGAACCAAAACACCUGCGAAUAUGAACACGGAGAAGGACUUCUCGCCUUUGACACCCAAUAUUGUCCGAGCGUUAAAUGAUAAACUGUACGAGAAGAGGAAAGUCGCCGCUUUGGAGAUUGAAAAGCUAGUGCGGGAGUUUGUGGCCCAGAACAACUCGACUCAGAUUAGGCAUGUUAUCCAGAUCCUUGCGUCGGAGUUUGCGCUCUCCCAGCACCCGCACAGCCGCAAGGGGGGUCUCAUUGGACUGGCCGCUUGCUCCAUUGCCCUUGGUAAGGACUCGGGUCUGUAUCUGAAGGAGCUGAUCGAGCCUGUGCUCACGUGCUUCAAUGACUCUGACAGCCGCUUGCGCUAUUAUGCAUGUGAGGCCCUGUAUAACAUAGUGAAAGUGGCCCGGGGAGCUGUGUUGCCCCACUUCAACCUCCUCUUUGAUGGUCUCAGCAAGCUUGCGGCUGAUCCGGACCCCAAUGUGAAAAGUGGGUCUGAACUCCUGGACAGGCUGCUGAAGGAUAUAGUGACAGAAAGCAACAAGUUUGACCUGGUGGCAUUUGUCCCCCUGUUGAGAGAGAGAAUCUACUCCAACAAUCAGUACGCUCGGCAGUUCAUCAUCUCCUGGAUCCUGGUUCUUGAGUCGGUGCCGGACAUCAACUUGUUGGACUACCUCCCUGAGAUUCUGGACGGACUCUUCCAGAUUCUGGGAGACAACAGCAAGGAGAUCCGCAGGACGUGUGAGGUGGUGCUGGGGGAGUUUCUGAAGGAGAUCAAAAAGACGCCGUCCAGUGUGAAGUUUGCUGAGAUGGCCAACAUCCUGGUCAUCCACUGCCAGGUUGCUGACGAGACAAAACUCACUAAUGACCUGAUCCAGCUGACAGCCAUGACCUGGAUGAGGGAGUUUAUCCAGCUUGCGGGCAGAGUGGUGCUGCCUUACUCCUCUGGUAUCCUCACGGCGGUGCUGCCCUGCCUCUCCUACGACGACCGAAAGAAGAGUACCAAAGAAGCAGCCAGUGCCUGCAACCACAGUCUGAUGAAGUUGGUCACUCCUGAGGAUGAUGAGGACGAAGAGGAGAAAGGAGGUGGCACAGGUUCACCGGCCAGGGAUGAGAGUUUGCCCAAAACGGAGUCAGAUGGCAACGACAUGCUGAAUGCAUCACAGGAAUCUGUUGGUUUCAGCAAUAUCAGCUUCCUUACUCCUGCAAGCGCGGACAGGCCCCAGGUGACGUUGGACCUGGACGGCAUUGUUCAGGUGUUGGACCGCCACCUCCACGACUCCUCCACUGGCAUGAUGACCCGCAUCGCCGUGCUCAAAUGGCUGUACCACCUGUAUAUUAAGACGCCACGCAAGAUGUUCCGCCACACUGACAGCCUGUUUCCCAUGCUGCUGAAGACUCUGUCCGACGAGUCAGAUGAGGUGAUACUGAAGGACCUGGAGGUGUUAGCUGAGAUAGCGUCAUCCCCUGCUGGUCAAACAGACCUAGCAGGCUCCUGUGACAACACCGACAACAAACUGGAGCUCAAGGUGCCAGAGGGGACCAAACCAGGGCAGCAGCCCAGCACGGGCUCCAAGGCAGUGGACUCAUCCCCCUCCACUCCCAGUAUGAACUCCUACUUCUACAAGUUCAUGAUUAACCUUCUGAAACGCUUCAGCCUGGAGAGGAAGCUUCUGGAGAACAGGGGCGCCUUCAUCAUCAGGCAGCUGUGUCUGCUGCUUCAUGCAGAGAACAUCUUUCACUCCAUGGCUGACAUCUUGCUGAAGGAGGAGGAUCUGAAGUUUGCUUCCACCAUGGUCCAGACGCUUAACACCAUCCUGCUCACCUCUGCUGAGCUCUUCCAGCUGCGCAACCAGCUCAAAGACCUGCACACACAGGAAAGCUGUGCCUUGUUUUGCUGCCUGUAUCGUUCCUGGUGCCACAACCCCGUGGCUACCGUGUCACUCUGUUUCCUCACACAGAACUACAGACAUGCCUACGAUCUCAUCCAGAAGUUUGGAGAUCUGGAAGUGACAGUAGAUUUUCUGAUGGAGGUUGACAAGUUGGUACAGCUCAUAGAAAGCCCCAUUUUCACCUACCUGCGUCUGCAGCUCCUAGAUGUGGAGAACAACCCCUAUCUGAUCAAAGCACUGUACGGCCUGCUGAUGCUGCUGCCGCAGAGCCAGGCCUUCCAGCUGCUCUCCCACCGCCUGCGGUGCGUCCCAAACCCAGAGCUCAUGAGGACUGUCGAUGAAUCCAAGUACAUGGAAUCAAAACAGCAAGUCACCUCCAAACGUGCCUCCCACCCACAAAUGGAUUACAACGAGUUGCUCCAGCACUUUGACCGUGUCCAAAGCAAGCAUCUUGAAGUGCGACACCAACGCUCCGGACGUGCCACUGACCACCUGGACAGGAAGCUGAUGUGAUUUCAUUGUGCCAUAGUGACCUCUGGCCCUUAAGGACAGAGGUCACUGCAUUCAUAUUAAAUAAAUUGAGAGGAAGGUUUUACUAGAGGAAAAGAUUGUCAAGAUACUUUUGAAGCCAAAAAGUAUUAUAUUAGUAUGGUGAAACCUGGCCAUUAGAAAGGCACUGGUUAUAUAUUAUCAUGAAAAUAUUGAUAUCUUUUGUAUAUUUCUUGGCUGAUGUUAAGGAGAGUGUUAUGUAAUGGACAAAUACAAAUAUUAAUAAGGAACUGGAAACAAAUUCUUGAUUACACUGUAACUAUAUACACACUGCUUUCUGUGAGGGAUUGGAGGAUGUACAUAAAGGUUGAUAGAGCAUGACUGGUCAUGGUGACAAUAUUACCACAUCCUAAGUUUCUGUAAUGCCAGCUGUCACUCACUACCUGGUGGUUUCCAGCUAAAUGAACUCCUCACAGUGCUUCAAGUUAAACUGACACACCACUGGGUGUUGUAUAGCACACAACUAUUUUGUAAUGGUGUACUCCAUUGAACAGACCUCAGUGUGAAUAGUUCAGGGCUGUCUUAAUCUCAUGUCAGCUUGAAAAGAAAUCUCACAUGUGACAUAUUUAACAAGCUUAACUGAGAAUGUCAACUCCAGAAAGCAUAGAAGACUGAUGUUGUUGCACCUCAUGCCAUUUCCUUUAUUGUUGGUUAUUUAAAAUCAUGUUAGUCACAGACUUCACCAUAUCCAAUUCCAGCUGUUGAUUCCAUUGUUUUUUUUGGUUUUUUUUUUAAUUUGUUAAGUAAUUUUUCAAUGAAUAGUAUCUGCAUUUUGUCAUUCCUAUGUGAAAAUCAAUAAAAGUGGACCAUGUGAUUAAACACCUACUUUGUGAUUAAAAACAUACUUUGAGUAUAUUAGAGUACUCUAGUACUCUAAUAUGAAUUUUGGUGAAAAAUAUUACAGGGGGAAAGGAAAAAGAGGAUACAAGAGUACCACUAAUGUAAUAUUACACAUGACAUAGCCCUAUAACCUUUUAAAUUGUCCAGUCAAAGUUUUGUUCUUAAUCAAGGUUAAUUCAAACUCCAAAGUCUGUUAAGUCAGUGCCAUGUGUUUCUUUCUCUUUCUCUCUCUUUUUUUUUUUUUUUUUUUUUUUUUUUUUUUUUUUUUUAACAUGGUGCACACUUAACUUUGCCUUUAGAUUUCUGCACAGACCAUGAGGUCGAAGUACAGACUUGCUUGACUGUAGGGAAUGAACAGCAACAAAUACUACAAUGCCAGUAAGGGUUUGUCAUCAAGACUACAUGUGACCUGUGAAUAUUUAAUAAAUAGUUAAUUAAUGUAGUCUUGUCUGUUCAUGGCAUCUUAAAGUGGGAUUGCCAUAAAUGAAAUGUACCAUGCAUAAUGAAGAAAACAUAGUAGCUGUGAAUUUAAGUAAUUGUACAUAAAUCUUUUUGCUCGGUGGGGCUGAGAGAUCAUUGCAAAGAGUUUUCUAGAUGCCUGUUACAACAGAAAAAAAAAAUGUUUAAAAGAGAACACUUGGUGUACUUAGAUAUCAGUGAAUGAGUGCUGUAGAUCUGCUUGUUCAUAAUUAUUAAAGUACAACCAAAUACUCAUCUC
Molecule: messenger RNA, 4147 nt
Organism: Myripristis murdjan (pinecone soldierfish)
Lineage: Eukaryota; Metazoa; Chordata; Actinopteri; Holocentriformes; Holocentridae
Gene: vac14
Product: vac14 homolog (S. cerevisiae)
Exons: 1
Coding region: 184-2553 (789 amino acids)
Biological process (GO): phosphatidylinositol biosynthetic process
Cellular component (GO): PAS complex; endosome membrane
Source: RefSeq, a predicted model, not a curated record